ACUCGCUGGCGGUGGGCGCGCCGGGUUGGGCUGCAGAUCUCGCCGUCCUCUCUCGGGUCCGCUCCACCGGCUCCUCUUGUGGAUAACUUGCUGCUUGCCGACCGCACCAUGACUCUGGAAGAAGUUCGCGGCCAGGAUACAGUUCCGGAAAGCACGGCCAGGAUGCAGGGCGCCGGGAAAGCGCUGCACGAGCUGCUGCUAUCGGCGCUGCGCCAGGGCUGCCUCACCGCCGGCGUCUACGAGUCCGCCAAAGUCCUGAACGUGGACCCCGACAACGUGACCUUUUGCGUCCUGGCCGCCGACGAGGAGGACGAAGGCGACAUCGCGCUGCAGAUCCACUUCACGCUGAUCCAGGCGUUCUGCUGCGAGAACCACAUCGACAUCGUGCGCGUGGGCGACGUGCAGCGGCUGGCGGCGAUCGUGGGCGCCGGCGACGAGGCGGGCGCGCCGGGAGAUCUGCACUGCAUCCUCAUCUCGAACCCCAAUGAGGACGCGUGGAAGGACCCUGCCUUGGAGAAGCUCAGCUUGUUCUGCGAGGAGAGCCGCAGCGUCAACGACUGGGUGCCCAGUAUCACUCUCCCCGAGUGACAGCCCUGCGGGGGUCUUUGGUCUGAUCGACGUGGUGACGCCCCGGGGCGCCUAGCGCGCGGCUGGCUCUGUGGAUGCGCCCUCGGAGGGCGCGGGAGUGCGGAGUUGGAGACUGGCAGGCGGGGCGCGCGUGGAGAGCGGCGAGGAGGUGCGGCUCCCUCCCGAGGAGGGGGCCUGGCGGCGGCAGGGGCAGGCUGGCCCCGAGCCGAGGACUCUACAAGUGUGGGGAGCUGCUGCUCGCCCAGGAGGGCCGGAGGCGGGACGUUGGCCGCGGGGCCGGGAAGGACGGACUGGCCCGGCAGGCGUGACUCAGCAGCCUGCGUGCGCUCUCAGCGGGAAGGAAGGGAAAGGCGAGUCAAGCGGCCUGGACUUGCACGGUUACCGGAGCUCUGGCGGACUGAGCGGUCUGCACUGCUGUCUCUAAACGGAUCCGGGCGAGGCGAUGCUUCAUUUCUAAAGGAUUAUGCUGCGGCAGCACUGAAAUUUACAAUAAACUUACUGAAACAAA
Equus caballus (horse) is the source of this 1096-nucleotide messenger RNA. RefSeq names its product growth arrest and DNA damage inducible gamma (gene GADD45G). Gene Ontology annotation, biological process: regulation of cell cycle. Gene Ontology annotation, cellular component: nucleus; cytoplasm. The record is from RefSeq and is a predicted model, not a curated record. Lineage: Eukaryota; Metazoa; Chordata; Mammalia; Perissodactyla; Equidae.